GUGCAGUCGCUGCAGGCCACGUUUGGGACAUUGGAGUCCAUGCUGCGGAGCUCCCAGCACAAGCAGGACCUCACGGACAAAGCCGUGAAGCAAGGCGAGAGCGAGAUCGGCCGCAUCGGCGAGGUCCUGCAGAAGCUGCAGAACGAGAUCCUCAAGGACCUCUCCGACGGCAUCCACGUGGUGAAGGAUGCCCGAGAGCGUGACUUCACAUCUCUGGAGCACACGGUGGAGGAGCGGCUGACGGAGCUCACCCGCUCCAUCAAUGACAACAUCGCCGUCUUCACCGACGUGCAGAAGCGGGGCCAGGAGGAGAUCAACGAGGUGAAGGCGAAAGUGGCCGCACUGGAGGAGUCUGGGGAGGACCGACAGGCCCUGAAGGCCCUGAAGGCCACGGUGCAGGAGGUGCAGGGCGCGGCCAAGUCCCGGAGCGAGGAGCUGGUGGCCCUGCGCCGCUCCCUGCAGACCCUGGAGGCCGAGGUCUACAGUGAGGUUCGGGAGCUGGUGAGCCUCAAGCAGGAGCAGCAGGCCUUCAAGGAGGCUGCCGAGGCCGAGCGGCUGGCCCUGCAGGCCCUUACCGAGAAGCUGCAGCGCUCGGAGGAGGCCGCCUCGCACCUCCCAGAUGAGGUCAGGAGGCUGCAGGAGGAGCUGAGCCAGUUGCGGGCCGAGGCCCCGCGGCCGGAGGGGGACGGUGGCUCUGGACACGCGGACGCCCUGGACGUGCUGCUGCAGAAGGGCCAGGCCCUGGAUUCUAGGCUGCAGGGUGUGGAGUCAGGCGUGCAGGCCCUGCAGGAGGCCUCUGCGCGCCAGGCUGAGAGCCUGCGGUCGCUGGUGUCCAGCAGCCAGGACCACGAGGAGCGCCUGGCCGCGCUGCAGGGCCGCCUGCAGGGCCUGGGGCCCGAGGUGGACAGGGACAGGCUGGCCAGCACGGUGCAGAGCCUGGGCGAGGCUCAGCUGGCACUCUACGGCGACGUGGAGGCGUUGAAGAGGAGCGUGGGCGAGCUGCCCGGCACCGUGGAGUCGCUGCAGCGGGUGCGCGAGCAGGUGCACGCGCUGCUCAGGGAGGACCCGGCCGCUCGGCCGCCCACCUCGGACCUGCUGGACAGGCUGUCCUCGCUGGACAACCUCAAGUCCUCAGUGAGCCAGGUGGAGUCGGACUUGAAGAUGCUCAGGACUGCUGUGGACAGCUUGGUCACCUACUCGGUCAAGAUCGAAAGCAACGAGAGGGACCUGAAGGGCGCCUACGCGGACCUGGACGUCCUGAGGAAAGACCUCGACAGGUUGUUUGUGGAAGUCGAAAGGAUUUACGAGAAGUUCUAAGCGGUGGUGUGUGCAGGCGAGGAUUCCCAGGCAGGUUUCUCCAGACCAAAAGGUGUGUUGUCUCCUCUCCUCCCACGAGGUACCCCCACCUCGAGCCCCCCUGAAGAACGCCUGUUGCCGGGCGCUAUGGUUCUGUGCCUGGCUGUCCCGGGCGAUCGCCAGUUUCUUUGGCCUCUGCUGUUCCUUGCGGUUGGCGUCCUGGAGGCCUGGCUGCCAGGGACGGCGCAGGCUCUAGGAGGGCAGCGUUGUAUCAGGAAAACGGCAGUGACCACAGCCACGGAUUCAGAGGCAGAUGAACGCUGACCUCGGAGACCCUGUUUGGUGGCCAGAUUUCAAGUUAAAAAAAAAAAAAAAAAAUGGAGGGCACACUUUUUUUUUCUUAUUGUCCUUAAGGAACAUUAAUUUUUACCUUUUUUUGUUUAUUUUUAUACUUUCGGCCAAUGUUUUGUGGCAUCUCUCUUGCUUCUUGUCCUCCUCUUAAAAGUGGUUGGAAUGCGUAGAUGUCAGCUGAGGCGGGGCCUGGGCUCACCUUCAUUUUAAAUGGGUCAGCUGCCUGAGGUCACCUGCCUGAGGUCCCCCGGGGCCUGGGUAUCUCUCCCAUUCCCCAGUCCUCCGGUGACAUCGAAGGUAACUGCCAAGCACCAGAAUGUGGAGGUGCGGUGCCCUGAGUCCCUGGUGCCCUUCUGCCCCUGGUGGCCAACCUGUGCCAACCCUUGGGGUGGGCACCAAACCCUUGGGUGUGAAUCCCAGGGAGGAGAGCAGGUUUCUCAGGUGCUGAUUUUAAGUGCUGCUCAGAGUCUCCCAGGCAGUGGGGCCAAAUAAUGUUUUUAUUUCAGCGGUGGAGUGGGUGAGGAGGUCUGCCGCCGGGGUGGAGCCCUGCCAUGGUACCUGUUUCCUGUACCCCUUCCCCUUGGAGCUGUGUUGUUCUUUCACGGCUAUGUUGCCCUUCCAGGAAAAAAAAAAAAAAAAAAAAAAAACCCUGAAAAGUAAAAGAAAGGAAAAAAAAAUUUCUUUAGUUUACUGUGAAAGGAACUGUAUGGCUCAUUUACAGUAUUUUUAAUUCUUAAUAAACUCUUGAGCUUUGUUAA
This is a messenger RNA of Chinchilla lanigera (long-tailed chinchilla), 2405 nucleotides long. RefSeq names its product cytoskeleton-associated protein 4 (gene Ckap4). Gene Ontology annotation, cellular component: rough endoplasmic reticulum. The record is from RefSeq and is a predicted model, not a curated record. Lineage: Eukaryota; Metazoa; Chordata; Mammalia; Rodentia; Chinchillidae.